Molecule: messenger RNA, 934 nt
Organism: Anneissia japonica
Lineage: Eukaryota; Metazoa; Echinodermata; Crinoidea; Comatulida; Comatulidae
Product: ashwin-like
Exons: 4
Coding region: 275-898 (207 amino acids)
Biological process (GO): embryonic morphogenesis
Cellular component (GO): tRNA-splicing ligase complex
Source: RefSeq, a predicted model, not a curated record
CUGGGAGGCAGCUGAAGUUUUUCUCGCAAAUCUGACUACGAAACUGUAUCAAAAUUUCACGUUCUACUUCUGACUCUGAGUUGUGUUUCACACACGCCGCUGAAGCGGCGUUCUGGGACCCUGCGUCCAGUCGUUACUUUUCAAUCGUUGCUUUUCAACAUGCACCACCGCAGGAAAAGAAAGACGAAUGAAAAAAGUCUAUGACAUAAAUAUCCUGCUUGUUUUGUUCACCGUGAAUACUGCUUGGGGUUUACUAUGCAGAUGAGCCGCAACGAUGACAAACGUUACAGAAGAAAGUGACUCAGAAUUAUCCAAUUUAUUAAAUCCAGAGAACUUAUCAGAAGAAUCAUUAAUUCAUAUUUUACAACAGCGACAGGUUAUGAUUGAUGAUGUCGACAGAUCUAAUAAAGAAAAUUUGGUCAGUUUAUUCCAUAGAACAGUCACACCUCAACCCCAAAGAGUGAUGCCUAAAAAUCGUAUAGGGAAAGUUCUAAAAAGUGCGCAAGAAAAGGUUGCAUCACGUAAACGAAAGUCUAUCGAAACGCCUAAUUUACCCACAGCAGCUAAGUCAACUGCAUCAAUAGGGAAAGUUAAAAAAAAUGCGCAAGAAAAGGGUGCAUCACGUAAACGAAAGCCUAUCGAAAAGCCUAAUUUACUCACAGCAGCUAAGUCAACUGCAUCAAAAGCACAGUCUUCGUCAGCAAAUAUCCAGUCACGUGGUUACAGAUCAAAACAACCUCCCGUAGUACUCAACAAGAAAGAUCGCACCGCUAAGUUGAAGAGAACCGGUAGUAGUCAGCAAGAGGGUGAACAUCCUAACGGAAAUUUUGCAUUGACUGUGUUUAUCGUAGCCAUAGCUAUAGUUGCGGCUCUAGGAUAUUAUUUAUGGUGGGGCUAAGAUGUCCGAUUGGGGGGGGGGGCUAAGUAUUUAUGG